Artibeus jamaicensis (Jamaican fruit-eating bat) is the source of this 3255-nucleotide messenger RNA. RefSeq names its product amidohydrolase domain containing 1 (gene AMDHD1). Gene Ontology annotation, cellular component: cytoplasm. Bases 6 to 1286 code for a protein of 426 amino acids. Lineage: Eukaryota; Metazoa; Chordata; Mammalia; Chiroptera; Phyllostomidae. The record is from RefSeq and is a predicted model, not a curated record. Gene Ontology annotation, molecular function: imidazolonepropionase activity. The transcript has 9 exons.
GCGGCAUGGCGGGCGACCACCGCCUCCUGCUGGAGAACGCGCGGCAGGUGGUGCUGGUGUGCGCCCGCGGGGAGCGCUUCCUGGCGCGGGACGCGCUGCGCAGCCUGGCGGUGCUGGAGGACGCCAGCCUGGUGGUGGGCACGGAUGGGUUUAUAAAAGCCAUCGGUCCUGCUGAUGUUAUCCAAAACCAGUUUUCUGAAGAAACAUUUGAAGAAAGAAUUGACUGUUCUGGGAAAUGCAUCUUGCCGGGUUUGGUGGAUGCACACACACAUCCAGUAUGGGCUGGCGAAAGGGUUCACGAGUUCGCAAUGAAGUUGGCAGGAGCCACAUACAUGGACAUCCACCAAGCAGGAGGAGGGAUCAACUUCACCGUGGAGCGCACGCGCCAAGCCUCGGAGGAGGAGCUGUUCAGCUCCUUCCAGCAGCGGCUGCACUGCAUGAUGCGGGCGGGGACCACGUUGGUGGAGUGCAAGAGCGGAUACGGCCUCAACCUGGAGACCGAGCUCAAGAUGCUCCGAGUGAUUGAGCGCGCCCGGCAGCAGAUGGACCUCGGCAUCUCGGCCACUUACUGCGGGGCUCACUCAGUGCCAAAAGGAAAAACUGCUACUGAAGCUGCUGAUGACAUCAUCAACAACCACCUUCCGAAGCUGAAGGAACUUAGCGGAAGUGGGCAAAUUCACGUUGACAAUAUAGAUGUGUUCUGUGAGAAGGGUGUCUUUGACCUUGAUUCUACCAGAAGGAUUCUUCAAGGUGGCAAAGAUAUAGGGUUACAGAUUAACUUCCAUGGGGAUGAACUCCACCCGAUGAAGGCUGCGGAGCUCGGAGCUGAACUGGGAGCCAGGGCAAUCAGUCACCUGGAAGAAGUGAGUGAUGAAGGCAUUGCUGCCAUGGCCACGGCCAGGUGCUCUGCUGUCCUUCUGCCCACCACAGCCUACAUGCUAAGACUGAAGCAACCUCGAGCGAGGAAGAUGUUAGAUGAAGGAGUAAUAGUUGCCUUGGGCAGUGACUUCAACCCUAAUGCCUACUGCUUUUCAAUGCCAAUGGUCAUGCACCUGGCCUGCGUAAACAUGAGAAUGUCCAUGCCGGAGGCCUUGGCCGCUGCCACCAUCAACGCCGCAUAUGCGCUGGGGAAAUCUCACUCACAUGGAUCUUUGGAAGUUGGCAAACAGGGAGAUCUCAUUAUCAUCAAUUCAUCCAGGUGGGAGCAUUUGAUUUACCAGUUUGGAGGCCAUAAUGAAUUAAUUGAAUACGUUAUAGCCAAAGGAAAAGUCAUCUAUAAAAAGUGACAGAUCUUAAAGGAAAGAGAAGACUCUUCAAUUGAAUAAAAUACAUCAAUAUAGUUAUAUUAAGAUACAAAUGACCUUAGUAGUUUACCACAAUGAUGUCACUUAAAACUAAAUGUAUUUUGUUGUUUUGUUAACCCACUCGUGAAACCAAGGGAUUCAUUUAUUACCACUUAAUAUGCAUCUGGACAUAGAAACAGGUAAACCAAUCACGGUGAUCGUCUCAAGACAUUAAAUUAUUUCACAAAGAGUUGCCAUCAAUAUUGUGAGGGUUAAGAUGAUGAAUUAUGAAAAGAACACAUUUGUGGAAAAAAGUGGAUUGACAAUUAGGUAGACAUGGCUUGAAAUUCCCAUUUUGUUUCCACUUUUCGAAUUUCAGUUCAGCAAUAUCUAGCGAAAACUGGGGGUGGAGGGAAAUCCAAGUGCCAUGCCCCCGCGUAAGCUAAAAUGUAGACUCUAUAACAGGCAAAGGGCUUUUCCUCUCCCUGCCCAGUCUGUCUUUCUAGAUGCUUUUUGGAUGCUCCAGGGUCCUUCCAUUUCUAAUUUCUUUUCAACCCUAGCUCGAAAUAGACUUCCCAACACAGUUCAAGACUUCCUGUAAUGAGUGCAUUCUGACCAAAUCCAAUAAUGUCACUUUUAAAAUUGUUUCUGAGGUUUUGAUUGCUCACAUUACAAACGCACGGCGAACAUGUGUGACUCUCAGUAGGUGCUCGCUGUCAUGGCUGCUGUCGUUUCCUUACUGCACGGGAGGCAGAACAGCGGCCUGGUCUGUGAGAGCUUUUCAGCAAAUAAACAAAUGACAGAGUUACUCGUAAAGGGUGGAUGGUUAUUUAUAUAUAUAAAUAGUUGCUGAGGAAGCCAUGUGAGUUUAUUUGAAAUAUUUUAAAAUGUUUUAACCAUCUGUAUGAUCACAACUGUACUAUCAAACUUUGUCCUAUGUAUGAAGGAACGAUUUGGAGAGUAAAUGAUAACUACCCAAAUCCUCACCCAUUUCAGGUGAACAGAGGCUGAAUCGAUAAGGCUUUACUGUGUUCAGCAUGAAUCAAAUCGAGAUACGCCUCGUUAGAAUGCUGAGGGUAACGGGGCACGUUGCUGUCACCACUGAUUGAGCAUGGGGCUCUGGCUGUCUUCCGCGCAUGCUUGGUGGAGGAGUCUUGAGCGGGCGUGGGAUCACCUAGUCAAUGGUGAGAAUUUGGGAUGUUGGCAAUAGAUAUAAAGGCCAACACUGUGGAUGAGGACUGUCCUGGAACCCAAGCCACACAGAUGUUUAUCCUUAUACUUAUAGAAUAAGGUGAAGCUCAUCCUGUUUCCCUCCAGGAGACACUCACUCAAAACAAGGAGUACUGGCGUCUUUUUUGAAGGAAAGCAGUAGAGGAUACCCACCAGGAACUACCUUAGUCCUCCCAGGCCAGUGUCUAAUGGUAACUUGCAACCCAGGGGAGCUUGCUAGAAACUCCGAACAUCAGCCUGACCCCAAACCUGCUGAAUUAGAGUCUGCACCUUAAGAAACCCCCCGGCUGAUCCGUGUUCCCAUUGAAAUCUGAGAAGCGCUGCAGCCUAAGACCCCGGCCAAACCAGCUUCCACCCUGUUCCUCAACAACACCGGCCUGCGUGUGCUGUUCAGGCCUGGCAGAACUGUCCCCUCUGUCUAGAUUGCUCUUCCUCUCUUUUCCAGGUGGGAAUCAGAGCUAGUCACUGCCCACCCCACAUGCUCUUUUACCUGGAAUACAGUUUUUAUACCACUGUAAUUUGCAUUGCGAGUUAGUAGAGGGCAGGGACCUUGGCAUGAUCCCAAGUUCUAGUGUGGGGGACUGGUUCACAGCAGGUGAUCAAUCAAUGAAUUAAUGAAUGGCUGCACAGACACACAGAUCGUCAUAGUAAAAAUUACUCAUCAAAAUCCUUGACGCAGGCUAACCUAGGGAUGCAAUUAUUGUGUGGAUUGGAAAGAGCCUAUGGGUUCCCUAAUAUAAUG